Messenger RNA from Rhodotorula toruloides NP11, 972 nucleotides. Its product is annotated as Golgi apparatus membrane protein tvp38. Gene Ontology annotation, biological process: vesicle-mediated transport; mitotic spindle elongation. The transcript has 7 exons. Gene Ontology annotation, cellular component: Golgi membrane. The record is from RefSeq and is a predicted model, not a curated record. The coding region runs from base 1 to 972 and encodes 323 amino acids. NCBI's taxonomy places the organism in Eukaryota, Fungi, Basidiomycota, Microbotryomycetes, Sporidiobolales, Sporidiobolaceae.
AUGACGCAGCGCCCGGGUACACAGAGUCUCUGGCGACGAGCCUGCGACAUUGGGGAGAAUGCGGUUGAGCGGUACCAUCGACUUGGCUGGACGGGCAAACUCGUCUUCUGGCUUUGGAUCGGGCUGUACCUCUUCGCCGGAAUUGUCAUGCUCGUCAUCGGGCCUAACAAGGUCUUUGCAUGGUUCGCCUCUCUCGCCGACAAGAUCCGGUCCCUCUCUUACGCCUGGGCAGUCUUCCUCGGCCUCGCCAUCGUGCUCUCCUUUCCGCCAAUGAUUGGGUUCGGCACCGCACAGACGCUCGUCGGUUUCGCAUUGAGCCUUUGGCCAGGCUUCCUCGUUUCGGCGGCAAGCUGUCUCCUUGGCUCUGCUUUGGCCUUCCUGCUCAUCCGCCUCUUCGACUCGUCCAUCUCGCGCUUCCCGGCUUUCCAGGCGCUCUCGCAGGCAGUGGCAUCCAAGGGUAGAAGCUUCGAGGUGCUUGACAUCCUCCUGCCCAAAGUCUUUCUCUACGUCUUCAUCGGCGACCGGAUGUACAAGUUCGCGGACCCAAAGUCGCGCGGCGAGAUGGACACUCUGUCGAAGUGGUUGAAUGCCGCGUCAAUAGGCAUAUCUGCCAUCGUCGCCGUCGGUGCGUCGUACUACGUCUACAAGAUUACUAUACGCUAUGCGGCAAUCCCGCAAGUCGACGACAGAGCGAGACAAGGCGCGAUGAACGGAAGUUCAGGAGGGGGACCUGCACCCGUGGCUUGGAGCAACGACGAGGAGUGGAGCGACUCCGACAGCUCGCGUGGUGGAGAUACAAGUGGAGAUGACGCCGUUGGCGGCAAGGCAAGGCGGGCCUUCAGGCGAGACGGGAGGUUCAGCUUGCGAAGGUCGAGGGAAGAAGUCGCACCUUUGGACGGCGACGACAGCUUUGAAGGGAGUCGAUCACCUGUCGACCACAGUGUAUCGGAGGUCGGGCGACACAGACGCUAG